CACACUCCGCCUCAGAGACCUGUAAGCUUUCGCCGCGCUUCGCACUCUCCAGCCCCCGGGAUUUUGACUGCUGCUCGAUGAAAGACAAACUAUCUCCUCGACCACGACGCAUCUCGAUCACCAUUAUCUAGCAUUAUUCCCUCAUCCACCUCCCGCACGACUGAAACCACGCGCAUGUCCCCGCUCUCUCAACAGCGAAAAGACCUCUGGGAACACCGUUUCUCGAGCCUAGGGCAUUACAUCAGGACACACCUUAACUUUUACCGCGUUCACAUCUUGUUCUUCACAUUCGCCCCCCUUAUCGCCUCCGGCAUAUUCUAUGCCAGCAACGGAGAACAUCACAUCAGCUACAUAGAUGCGCUCUACAACUGUGUCAGCGCCGUCACUGUUUGCGGCUUGGCCACUAUCGAUCUCAGCAGUCUCACACCAUGGCAGCAAGUCAUCUUGUUCAUUCUGAUGUGCAUGGGCAGCCCAGUGGUUGUCUCCUGGGUAAUGGUCUACGUUCGUCGUGAAUUCUUCGCCAGCAAGUUCCGUCAUGUCGUCGAGACCGAGCUUGCGCGACGGGUAGCAAACAAGGUUGAUGCGCCGGUGGAGAUUCACCUCGUGCCAUGGUGGAAGAGGGCAACUCGAGUCUUGACUGGCAGGAAUCUGUCGACGAUCCCAGAAGCGACUAGCAGUACCGGUAGCACUACGCGGGAGCGCGAGCUGGACAAAGACAAGGAACGGAACCAUGCGGCUGUGAAUCGCUUACGGCCAGAGAUGAUUCGGCGCAUGAACGACGCUCCAAAACUCAUCAAUCCCAGCGGAUAUAUCAGUGAGGGACAUACUCCUGAAAUACCAUCUGCGGGACUCCCGGACCCUCCACAUCCACUGUCGCUUGGGACCUCGGAGUUCGAAGUACUGGCAGAAGAUACGUUGCAGGAGACGAAGGAAGAAGCUCGGAGACAGUUGAACCAUUCCAGUAUAUCUUGUUCAGAGGAUAGCAUUGACCGAGAAAAGGGGAAGCAUGAGUUGCAAGGAUCGCCCUCCAAGAACAACGCCCCGACUUCCGGGCAAACGUUCAUGCCAAGAAUCCGGCAGAACACGGGUGAGGACGGUUUACCUCACACUCAGACCAUCGAGUUCGCUUUGGGCCCGCGACCAGACCGGGACCAGAACGAACAGGGAACGGAUCCUCUCGCACCGACCGAGUUUCGUUUUCCCAACCCUUCCUCGCCACGCAUGCGCAGAACCUCGUUGCCCCGCAUUGGUACGUUGCCGCACACGGCGACCAUGCCCCGCACGGGGACCCUACCGCGGACCGCAACGACACAUACAUACCGUUCGAUGCGAACGAAGCACCGCGGCUUCGGUGGGUUCCCGAUGCCGGACCAGAUUGUGUCGCGCGUCAUGAACUACUUCUUUCCGGGUCUUCGACGACAGCUGACGAGGACACUCACGGUGCCACGCACACAAACAAUCGUCUCACAGCGCGCAGGGAGCGUGGUUGGGCCCGACGUGCGCGCUGUGCCAUAUAUAUCCUUCGAGGCGGUGGUUGGCCGUAACUCGGCAUUUCAGCAGCUUACGAGAGACCAGAUCGAGGAACUGGGCGGUGUAGAGUAUCGCGCACUGACUGCACUGCUUUGGAUAGUUGGCGGAUAUCACAUACUAUCCCAACUUCUCGCUUUCACGGUUAUUGCGCCGUACAUGUCGCUAUCUAGGUGGCACUCUGACUUUGUGCCCCCGGCAGAGCACCGACCCGUCUCUUCUACAUGGUUCUCGUUGUUUCAAGUCGUCUCCUCGUAUACCAACACCGGCAUGUCGCUAGUUGAUCAAUCAAUGGUCCCAUUCCAAACAGCAUAUCCUAUGAUUUUAUUCAUGGUCUUCCUGAUUUUUGCCGGAAACACAACAUUUCCUAUAUUUCUACGUUUCACGAUUUGGAUAAUAUCAAAACUAGUUCCGCACAAUUCGCGCUUAAGCGAAACUAUACACUUUCUCCUCGAUCACCCUCGCCGUUGCUUCAUAUAUCUUUUCCCGUCGCACCAGACAUGGUUUCUCCUUAGUGUGGUUCUAGCUCUCAACCUAACAGACUGGUUCUUCUUCUUGGUGCUAGACUUGGGUAACCCCGCCGUGACGGUAGUUCCGACCGGCGUCCGGGUCAUCAUAGGCCUACUUCAGGCCGCUGCUGUCCGCUGCGCCGGUUUCGCAGCAGUAUCUCUCUCCGCUCUGGCCCCUGCAGUCAAGGUGCUAUAUGUCCUCAUGAUGUAUGUUUCCGUCUACCCCAUCGCGAUGAGUGUCCGGUCGACAAAUGUCUAUGAGGAGAAGUCGCUCGGUGUCUUCGAAGAUGACGAUGCCUCCAUUGGCGAAGAGGGCUUCACGCCGACUGGACACCGCGCUACGAUAUGGAGUCGCUACCUCGCGAUGCAUAUGCGCAAGCAGCUCUCCUUUGACAUGUGGUGGCUUGGCCUUGCUCUGUUCCUUGUGUGCAUUGUCGAGAAGGACAAUCUGGAAAAUCCGGAUAAUCUGAGUUGGUUCACCAUUUUCACCAUUGUGUUCGAGUUGGUAUCCGCCUACGGUUCUGUAGGCCUCUCACUUGGCCUGCCAUACGCCAACUACUCCUUCUCUGGCGCCCUCAGGCCCCUCUCCAAGCUCAUCGUCUGCGCCGUUAUGCUCCGAGGCCGGCACCGCGGGCUGCCUGUUGCCAUUGACCGUGCAGUGAUGCUGCCCUUCGAGUUCCGCGCCUCAGACAUGCACGACGAGGAACCACAGGAUGUGGCAUCGCCGCGCCGGAAUUCGCAAGACUCGCCGUACGCGAACGGGACGCACAACGACACGGGAAACCCGCCAUUCGAGAAGCUCCAGCGCCGCUCGUGGCACACUGCGAGCCCCGACAGCGCGCAGCUCCGCCGGCCGACCAGCAAGGACACCCAGCUGGAUGCACACUGAGUACCUUGGUCCCUGUAUUAUGUUUCUAUCCCUAUCGCUAUUAGCUACGGACUCUCACGAUUUUAUAUCCCAUCAAGUAACUGUACCAACACUAUCAUCCUCCAUCAUCGUACUGUUUUAUCACUAACAUGACGCAAAGAUAGAUGCCGUUUCUAUCUGCUUGUGACUGGAUUGGUACCUGAUUGGCUUAGGGUUAAUCGUUAGACGUUAGACAUUUAGUAUCGCCCGUUUUGCAAGUAUUGUGGCAACCAGCUACUCCGUGGAUCAGCUAAUUAGCCUCCCUCAUAUGAACUCUACGUGCUAAUAAUUAUUCGUCGCUCGCGCCCGUCUGUCGUCGACACACUAUGGCGAGUUGUUACGUCUUGGAGUCGUCUAUUCACAAUAUCCACCGCAGUACAUACAUUCCGACGUCCUAGGAUCCACGGUCACGCACACCGAUGACGAUAGAUCCG
Molecule: messenger RNA, 3377 nt
Organism: Phanerochaete carnosa HHB-10118-sp
Lineage: Eukaryota; Fungi; Basidiomycota; Agaricomycetes; Polyporales; Phanerochaetaceae
Exons: 15
Coding region: 175-2925 (916 amino acids)
Biological process (GO): intracellular potassium ion homeostasis; potassium ion import across plasma membrane
Cellular component (GO): plasma membrane
Molecular function (GO): high-affinity potassium ion transmembrane transporter activity
Source: RefSeq, a predicted model, not a curated record